Ziziphus jujuba (common jujube) is the source of this 1602-nucleotide messenger RNA. Its product is annotated as lanC-like protein GCL2. The coding region runs from base 110 to 1351 and encodes 413 amino acids. The record is from RefSeq and is a predicted model, not a curated record. Gene Ontology annotation, biological process: peptide modification; carbohydrate metabolic process. Gene Ontology annotation, cellular component: plasma membrane. NCBI's taxonomy places the organism in Eukaryota, Viridiplantae, Streptophyta, Magnoliopsida, Rosales, Rhamnaceae. The transcript has 6 exons.
GUGCAGAUUCCAAGUAGUAGAUUCGAGAGAGAGGUGGAGAGAGCCACAGUCUGUGCUUUUCGUUCUAUGUGUGUGUGUGCGUGUGUGUGUUUGUUUGAGCAAACGAAAGAUGGCUGACCGGUUCUUCCCAAACGACAUGCCGGAAUUUGUAGCGGAAGCACCGCUAGGCGACACGUCGUCGUCGUCGUCGUCUGAAAGAACUGAAAUCUCUUUCACAAAGCUUCUGUCGCUUCCAUACAGAACACUCUCCGACACACUCAAAAAGUCGGCUGUGGAUCUCAAAGAAACGGUGGUUAGGGAGACAUGGGGUUUAAGUGGAAAGCGAAUACAAGAUUAUACUGUCUACACUGGUGCGCUUGGUACUGCUUUCUUGGCCUUCAAAGCUUACCAAGUUACCAAGCAUCCUGGUGAUCUUAAGUUAUGCUUGGAUAUUGUUAAGGCUUGUGAUUCUACUUCAAGAGAUUCUAGCCGUGUCACAUUCCUUUGUGGGCGAGCUGGCGUUUGUGCUCUUGGUGCUGUUGCAGCAAAGCAUGCUGGUGAUGAAAGGCUACUCGAGCACUACUUAAAACAGUUCAAAGAGAUCAAACUGUCUAAUGAUUUGCCAAAUGAAUUAUUAUAUGGGAGAAUAGGAUUUUUAUGGGCCUCUUCAUUCCUAAACAAUCAUAUUGGUAUCAACACAAUUUCUCAUACUCGCAUGAGAUCGGUUGUGGAUGAGAUUAUAAAGGCUGGUAAACAAUUGGCCAAGAAGGGAAGAUGCCCAUUGAUGUAUGAGUGGCAUGGGAAGAAGUACUGGGGCGCUGCACAUGGACUGGCAGGGAUUAUGCAUGUGUUGAUGGACAUGGAACUGAAACCAGAUGAAGUUGAGGAUGUCAAAGGCACGCUACGCUACAUGAUUAAGAACCGUUUCCCUAGUGGGAACUAUCCUUCAAGUGAAGGAAGCGAAUCUGACCGUCUUGUGCACUGGUGUCAUGGUGCUCCUGGAGUUGCUCUUACCCUUGUGAAGGCAGCUGAGGUGUUUGGAGAUAAGGAUUUUCUGCAAGCUGCUAAGGAUGCAGGGGAGGUGGUAUGGAGACGAGGUUUGCUAAAGCGAGUUGGAAUAUGUCAUGGCAUCAGUGGAAACACCUAUGUGUUUCUUGCGCUUUAUCGGUUAACAGGUAAUGAGGAAUAUCUAUAUAGGGCAAAAGCAUUUACUUGCUUUCUGCAUGAUAGAGCACAAAUCCUAAUUUCAGAGGGAAGGAUGCAUGGGGGUGAUCGGCCCUAUUCACUCUUUGAAGGUGUUGGAGGAAUGGCUUACCUCUUUCUAGACAUGAUUGAACCAUCUAAGGCCCGGUUUCCUGGUUAUGAACUUUAACUUGCUUGUAUAGUAAAUCUAACUAGUACGGCCCGGUUUCCUGGUUAUGAACUUUAACUUGUUUGUAUAGCAAAUCUAACUAGAACUGCAUUUACGCCAUAUAAUGUUGUUGACCUGUUUGUAUAAGACCAAGACUUUUGCCUGUAUAUGAAAGAAGUAACUUUUCCAAACCAACAUCCUGGUUGUGAUAUUGCAUGAAAGAAACAUUCACCCAAAAAAAAAUGGCAUCAAAGAAACAAUGUGUUUGAGUA